Messenger RNA from Eubalaena glacialis (North Atlantic right whale), 1300 nucleotides. RefSeq names its product endothelium and lymphocyte associated ASCH domain 2 (gene EOLA2). The transcript is spliced from 4 exons. Lineage: Eukaryota; Metazoa; Chordata; Mammalia; Artiodactyla; Balaenidae. The record is from RefSeq and is a predicted model, not a curated record. Bases 314 to 790 code for a protein of 158 amino acids.
GCGUGCCUCCGUACGUGCGUGCGUACGUGUGUACGUCCAUGCGUUCACCCCGGAAAUAAGGGGCGUCAGCGCUUGUGGACGCGGCCACGUGUCACCGGUCCCGGUUCCCCGAGGCGGACGACCGUCCUACCCGGUGGCCGCAGCCGGGCCGUCCCAGCGCGCCCGCGACUCGCCCCGCCCGCAAGGAGCCAGGACCCGCCGCGCCCGCGGACGGUGAAGACGCCCAGACAAGUGGAAGAGUGUUUUCUCCUCUGGCCGCCAAGCAGGCACCCUCUGCAUCGAGAGCCGCGUGAGGCCGUGGGAGCUCUGGGAGAUGAAGUUCGGCUGCCUGUCCUUCCGGCAGCCUCAUGCGGGUUUCGUCUUAAAUGGGGUGAAGACGCUGGAGACGCGGUGGCGGCCCGUGCUCAGCGGCCACCGGCACCGCACCCUGGCCGUCCACAUCGCGCGCAGGGACUGGGAGGACACGGCCUGGAGGGAGCUGCUGGCCGAGAGGCUGGGGAUGAGCCCCGCGCAGAUCCAGGCCUUGCUGCGGGACGGGGAGAAGUUCGGCCGCGGAGUGAUAGCCGGGCUGGUUGACAUUGGGGACACUUUGCUGUGCCCAGAAAACUUAGGUCCCAACGAGGCUGCGGAGCUGGAGAAUCAAGCCCUGCUGCCCAACCUGCGGCAGAAGUACCUGACGGCGCUUGCCAACCCCCGCUGGCUGCUGCAGCCUGUCCCCAGGAGAGGCGGGAAGGACGUCUUCCAGGUGGACAUCCCCGAGCACCUGAUCCCCUUUGGGCAGGAGGCCUGACCAGACUGGGCUCUCGAGAGGAAGGUGACCGAGAGAGCAGCUCAUCGUGCCACCGUCCACUCGCCUUCACGCCCUGGACGUGCACGUCUGGUUCGGUCUGAGUCGGCCCUGCCCUGGGGAGCGCUGCCCGCUCCGUGCUGUUCACGGAAGCAGACGUGCCCACCUGGUGCAGGGACAGGGCUUGGGACUCUCCUCGUGCGAUGCCGCUCUGGGCUCAGCGACAGAGUCUCGAGGACUUUGACCUUUAGGAAAAGAUGGCAGUGCCACUCGUUUUGGCCCUACUGAUUCUGGGUGGUUGAGAGAAAUGUGUUUUGAGAGGACCGGUUAGCGUUUUCCCCUCUUUGUCCUGGUCAGAACUCCCAGAUGUUUGGACCGCGUGUGGGGAACGAACGAUGGGGGAAGGCCGGUGGCGGGCCUCGUGCACGUGGGAGAGGACCGCAGGCCCAGAAACAGGGCGCGGUCUGUCCUUGCAGGUGACCCUGGCCCUGUUGUAAAGUGUCCCUUGGCUCA